Messenger RNA from Komagataella phaffii GS115, 279 nucleotides. RefSeq names its product Essential protein of the mitochondrial intermembrane space, forms a complex with Tim9p. The record is from RefSeq and is a predicted model, not a curated record. Bases 1 to 279 code for a protein of 92 amino acids. The transcript has 2 exons. Gene Ontology annotation, biological process: protein insertion into mitochondrial inner membrane. Lineage: Eukaryota; Fungi; Ascomycota; Pichiomycetes; Pichiales; Pichiaceae. Gene Ontology annotation, cellular component: mitochondrial inner membrane.
AUGUCAUUCUUAGGUUUAGGAGGUUCUCCAAACGUUUCAUCACAAGCCAAGAUACAAGCUGCUGAAGCAGAACUGGACAUGGUGACUGGAAUGUUCAACCAACUAGUCGAUAUCUGUCACAAAAAGUGUAUUGGAACCAGCUACAAUGCUUCAGAUUUGGACAAAAAUGAGAGCUUGUGUGUGGAUCGUUGCGUUGCCAAAUAUUUCGACACCAACUUGAAGGUCGGUGAUAGUAUGCAGAAAGUUGGACAGAAUGGUGCUUUCGGUGUGAACAGAUAA